Messenger RNA from Syzygium oleosum, 2751 nucleotides. RefSeq lists its product as uncharacterized. The coding region runs from base 135 to 1172 and encodes 345 amino acids. NCBI's taxonomy places the organism in Eukaryota, Viridiplantae, Streptophyta, Magnoliopsida, Myrtales, Myrtaceae. The transcript is spliced from 5 exons. The record is from RefSeq and is a predicted model, not a curated record.
UUUCGCAAACCUCUGCUAAAACCCCUCCCCUUCGUCUUCCUCAUGCUCUGCAACUCCAGGAGGACUGGACGAUGGGCUGAAGCAACGGCGCGCGUUCGGCAUCAUCGGUUCCAUCCUCUAACCUGCGUCAUCUUAUGCGCUGGUCUCGUCACGAGAUUGCUCGUGAAGAAGUCUGUUCUUGCUUGCUCUACAUAGCACGACCUUCAUAUCUUGUGCUUAAAAGUAGCUACUGUACGGGUUCUGUCAAUACUGCUAUUAGCUACAGGAGAGAGUAUAACAGCUCGGCCUUGUCAGAAUCACAUAGUGGGAGGCUUUCUAACCACAGUCAAGUCGUAAAUCUUCCAUCUAGAAGGGAGUUGAGCAAUCUGGGUUAUUCUCUGAAAGUUGCGAGUGGUGGACCGAACUCUAUUCUCCAAGCAAAUGCUUUUCAACAUUGGUUCAAAAAUUGGCAAGAACUAAGGAAAAAUAAGCUCACAGCAAGCACUUUUGGUGCAGCGAUUGGUUUUUGGCGUCAGCGAAGAGUCCAGCUCUGGUUAGAAAAACUUGGUUUGAUCGAGCCAUUUUCUGGUAACGUGGCUACCUGUUGGAAUAAUAUAAAGGAAGAGGAGGCGCUUGAAAGGUACAAGCUUAUCACUGGAAAUAACGUCAUUUUCCCCGAGUUUCAAGUUUAUGGAAAUGAUAAUUCCAAAGACAGUUGGCUUGCUGCUUCACCAGAUGGAGUAGUUGACCAACUUGUUUAUGGCUUGCCCUGCAAUGGAGUUCUGGAGAUCAAGUGCCCAUUCUUCAAAGGAGAUAUGAGUAGAGCUUCCCCAUGGUCUCGGAUUCAUCUAAAUUACAUUCCUCAAGCGCAAGGUUUGAUGGAGAUUUUGGACAAGGAUUGGAUGGAUUUCUAUGUAUGGACUCCCAAAGGCAGCAGUCUUUUCAGAAUAUACCGCGAUAAGGAAUACUGGGAUCUUUUGAAGCUUGCUCUUUCCGAUUUCUGGUGGAAGCAUGUGCAGCCAGCAAGGGAAAUGUGUAGUAAAUGUGAGAUAACUGAUCCCCUAUAUCAAUUAAGAUCGUUUCGACCAGCACCGAGGCAUGAAUUAUGUAGUCGUAUUGUCUGUGAAAGCAAACGUAUUGUGGACUCAUCUAAACUAUUGGUUUAUGAAAUUCACGGGAGACUCCAACAUUGACAUCUGGACAGUCAUAUAAUGAGUUAUAGAAACUUUUGGCCCGGCUUAAUAUGGUCAAACAUCAUCUCAUGCAUAAUGGAAGAUUUGAUCAGGACUUUAAGAUACAGAAGCAUUUUUGAUAUAGAUUCAUGUUACUGGACUUUAUGAUAGUUAAGCAAUCUAUGCGGAAUGCAGGGUAAAGAUUCAGACUUUUCCUUUCACCGGACCUACAAUGCUGGAGCCUAUUACACCAAAACGCUGCUUUGUAGUAAUGCUGAAGUAGACUAUUUGAUAAUGCCAUGGGAGGAUGGGUAGCAUUCUCAUUCACUGUAAAAGAUUGUCCUAAAAAGACAGGGACGCUUUUGUGUAAGCAUCAUUGGCCUUGAGGCUCAUGGGUGCAAAACUCCUUGACUGAGAUUUUGUGUCUUCACCCAAGAUGAGAAUGGAAACUGGGAUCGAAGAAAGCUUGGAAAUCAGUGGUUCCCCGUCGUUAAGAGGCAAAUCAGCAAAACCCAGUUUUGCUUCCUUUCCAAGGAAAAGUCUUGACUAUGGUCCGGGUUAUUGACCAGUUUAUCUCAAUGUGUAUGAUUAGACCAAAUGAAUGGAUAUGUUUACCGGGUUGGACUUGGCAUCUUUGACUCUGGUGUAGAGGUUCAUGGUGUGGAAUAUGCAUUUGGAGACCAUGACUAUCCAAGCAGUGGCGUUUUUGAGGUUGAACCUUGGCAAUGCCCUGGCUUCAAGUUUAGAAAAUCAAUAUUCAUCGGGACUACCUCCUUGGACCCUACUCAGGUUAGGGAGUUCAUGGAAAACCAUGCUGCAAGCUACAAUGGUGAUACAUAUCACUUGACUUUAAGAAUUACAAACACUCACGCAAGGAUGUUUGUCACAAGCUGGCAGGGAAACUGAUUCCAAAAUGCGCCAAUUGGCUUCCACGAAUAGGUUCUGCCUGCAACUUACUUCCCAAAAGCCCUUAACGUCACUGCGGUAAGUUGACCCCAACUGCCAACCAUGCGAAAGUGAGAAGCAGGAGGUUAAUAAGCAACUUCAUUUGCCUGUCUACGGUAUUGAUGAGGCAGAAACAGUUUCCAUUUCCUCAUUAUUGCUCCGUUCUCCCUUGAGAGGCUGUCUACUAUCUUGGGAACUCAAAAAGUCUAACAAUGUCUCCUUGAAGGAAAGGUGAGAGAAUGCCAUGACUGAAUUGCAGCGCGAGUAAUCACGGUGUUCUGGGAUGUUCAGUGUCUGGUUUUGUGUAUAGGCUCAAGCACUGUGGCUUCUCACAUUUGCUUAUGCUGCUCUGGUUAGAAAUGAAGCCUUUUGCCAAAUUGUGGGACAUGUUUAUGAAUUCCUUAAUUCUCUGCAGAAGACAAUCAUAUGAACUCGGAGAGAGUGAUCUGUAUACAAUUAGGAUUCUAUGAGUAAGCGGUGUGCUUGUUCCCUAGGUUUUCUGUACCAAGCUCUUGUAAAGCAUGUGCUUACAAGCUCUGUGCCAAUGGAAUGAGAAAGGAUUCUGCGCGUCCAUCUUGUAAAUGUGCUUACUCUCUUUGCCUUAGAGGUUCAAUCGUCUUGACUCUUGAAUGAAGAAAUUCUGCACUUAUCCUCC